AUGUACACCCUGUCCCUCUACUGCCUGUCCCUCUACCGCCUGUCCAUCUACUGCCUGUCCCUCUACUGCCUGUCCAUCUACAGCCUGUCCCUCUACUGCCUGUCCCUCUACCGCCUGUCCAUCUACUGCCUGUCCCUCUACUGCCUGUCCAUCUACUGCCUGUCCCUCUACUGCCUGUCCCUCUACUGCCUGUCCAUCUACUGCCUGUCCCUCUACUGCCUGUCCCUCUACUGCCUGUCCAUCUACUGCCUGUCCCUCUACUGCCUGUCCAUCUACUGCCUGUCCCUCUACUGCCUGUCCCUCUACUGCCUGUCCAUCUACUGCCUGUCCCUCUACUGGCUGUCCAUCUACUGCCUGUCCCUCUACUGCCUGUCCCUCUACAGCCUGUCCAUCUACUGCCUGUCCCUCUACUGCCUGUCCCUCUACCGGCUGUCCAUCUACUGCCUGUACCUCUACCCCUGUCCCUCUACUGCCUGUCCCUCUACUGCCUGUCCCUCUACGGCCUGUCCAUCUACUGCCUGUCCCUUCUACUGCCUGUCCCUCUACUGCCUGUCCAUCUACUGCCUGUCCAUCUACUGCCUGUCCAUCUACUGCCUGUCCCUCUACUGCCUGUCCAUCUACUGCCUGUCCCUCUACUGCCUGUCCCUCUACUGCCUGUCCAUCUACUGCCUGUCCAUCUACUUAACCGCCACCGAUCGGUUCAACCUCCCUGUCUAUCAACCUCUGUGUCCAUCAACAUCUGUGUCCAUCAACCUGUCUAUCAUCUAUUUCUAG
Messenger RNA from Gasterosteus aculeatus aculeatus (three-spined stickleback), 774 nucleotides. Lineage: Eukaryota; Metazoa; Chordata; Actinopteri; Perciformes; Gasterosteidae. The record is from RefSeq and is a predicted model, not a curated record.